Molecule: messenger RNA, 714 nt
Organism: Spodoptera littoralis (African cotton leafworm)
Lineage: Eukaryota; Metazoa; Arthropoda; Insecta; Lepidoptera; Noctuidae
Source: the annotation of a GenBank genome assembly
AUGGCUAAUCACAUUAGGAACUUGAAUAAAUGUAUACUGCGGUAUCCAUCGUACACCCUGCCUAGAAUUUCAGUACCUCUGCAAACCAGGGAAUACUCAAGACCAACAAGUUUUCCCGACUUUUUCCAAAACCCCAUAUUUCGCAAGGAAGAUCAAGCCAACCUUAUUGAGAGUUCCGAGCUGAGUAAGAUAGCAGCCCUACCCGUUAAACCACCAGCUGUGUAUGAAACCAGUUCUGUAUACCAUGAUCCAUUAGUGAACAAAGUUAUCAAUCAUGUGAUGGAGAAGGGAAAUAAGCAAUUAGCUCGCAAUCUGGUUGAGAAAGCAUUUGAAAAUAUAAAGAGGUCUCAGAUUGAACGUUACCACUUGGCUACAACACCUGAAGCUAAGGCUAAAAUAGAAUUAGACCCAAAGAAAAUUCUGCACCAAGCUAUUGCAAACUCAAAACCUCUUCUGCAGCUGCAGCCUAUCAAGAGAGGAGGUAUCACAUACCAGGUUCCAGGGCCCAUCACUGAAAAAAGGUCUUUGUUCCUGGCAAUCAAGUGGUUAUUAGAAGCUACUUAUGAAAAAGAAAGAACUGUGCAUUUCCCGAAACAGUUUGCAUGGGAGCUCCUUGAUGCUGCCAACAAUACUGGAAAAGUUGUCAAAAAGAAACAAGAUUUGCAUAGACAAUGUGAAGCAAACAGAGCUUAUGCACAUUACAGAUGGCAGUAA